CUUUGUCGUGAAGUGCAUGCGCAUCCAACUCCUAUUAUUCUGAGACAUGGCUUUCUAGUAUAAGAUAGGAAUCACUAGCCAGGACCUAUAACAAAAAAAACAAAGUUAAACUGAUUUUCAGUCAUAACCAGUAUUGAGCUUUAAAGUUUAAUGAUAAGUUAUUAAUUCAUGCAAUAUGUAGUCACUAGCAACAACAUAGUUUUCAAAAUCCUAUUUACUCUCCUGUUAGCAAGUUGACAUGAGAUGUUUGUGGUAUAUACGUAGAUAUCUUGAUGUGUAGCUGCUAAGUGAUUUCCAGCCAUUCAAAUGUUAUUGACAUGCAUAUAUACAGAGGGAAACUGAAGCCAUAGAAAACAUUACAAUUGGUGACAAGGCCUGUGAUGUUUAAUAACGCAAUGUAAUACUAUCUAAUUCCAUAUAUUUGUUACAAGGUAAUGUGUGCUGAAUUGCAUUGAGAGAAAAUAAUUAAGUGUGUUGUGCAUAGGCAUUUGUUUGAAGCAAUGUGCACAUCACAACAAUUCUUGCUAUCAGUCACACUUGAAAACAUUUUGGUGCCGACAUGCCUAGAAUUAUUUUGGUGCCGACGCUAAUAACAGUUUCAGAAUUUUCCCUUUGCAUAAUUGUAGUUUCAGAAUCACAGUUUCACAUCCAUUUUUUUAAAAAAGGAUCGUUAAUACUAAUAUCUUUGUGCAGUGUAGUUCAUCAGUUCAAAAGGCAGUUUGCACAUCUUGAGGAGCAUCAUAGUGAGAAGGAGAAAGAGGUUCUACACUGCAAAGAGAGCAUGCUUCUUUACCAAGGUACAACAGCCAUAAAACUGAAUAUUAUUUGGCUAGAACCUGAAAUGGCGGAAACUCUCAGGAAUCAUGUGCAAACCGUCUAAAGCUGACUGUUGGAUGGGGUUGGCGAAGGUGUGCUUGAAUAAGGAUCACCUGAAGGCGUGGAGUCCCUGGCUGCUGGUUGUUGUGUGUCCUGGCGGGCGGCAGUUUGAGUCCCCUGCAGGCAGUGGCGGCUGUAAUAUGUAUUAGUAUAGGCAUGCAGACAACAAUUGGAAAUUGUAUGAUUCAUGUGAUCAUUUUCCUUGUAUUCUUUUCUAUUGUUGGUUACAUAUCAGAUUUUAGAAGAUUCUUGUGAUCCUUUUCCUUGUAUUCUUUUCUAUUGUUGGUUAUAUAUCAGAUUUUAGAAGAUUCAUGUGAUC
Molecule: messenger RNA, 1195 nt
Organism: Zea mays
Lineage: Eukaryota; Viridiplantae; Streptophyta; Magnoliopsida; Poales; Poaceae
Exons: 3
Coding region: 560-880 (106 amino acids)
Source: RefSeq, a predicted model, not a curated record